AUGGGCAGACUUAACAACGGCGACUGGCUCCUCGUUGGAAACAGCAUCUGGAGCGAUGACGGCGAGACAGAGUUCCGCAUGCAAGACGAUGGCAAGGUCGCUGUCUACCAUGGCGAAGAAUGCGCCUGGCAGAACACCCCCGAACAGAACUGGCAAGUUCACGGAAUCAAGAUGCAAGAAGAUGGCAACCUAGUCAUUUACGACAACUCUGGUACUGGACAUGCCAUCUGGCACACAGACACUGCUGCCGGCAAGGGCAACAAGUCUACAACUCUUGUGGUGCAGGAUGACGGUAACGUUGUGUUGUACAAUGAGGGUGGUGAUCCUAUCUGGCACACUGCUAGCAACAAGUAG
Molecule: messenger RNA, 354 nt
Organism: Fusarium venenatum
Lineage: Eukaryota; Fungi; Ascomycota; Sordariomycetes; Hypocreales; Nectriaceae
Product: bulb-type lectin domain-containing protein
Source: RefSeq, a predicted model, not a curated record